GAACUGGAGUUUGUUCAAAUCAUCAUUAUAAUUGUGGUUAUAACUGUUAUGGUGGUAGUGAUCAUCUGCUUGUUGAACCAUUACAAACUCUCGACGCGCUCCUUUAUCAACCGACAGAGCCAAAGCAGACGACAGGAGGAAACUUUGCAGACAGAAGGGUGCUUGUGGCCUUCAGAGAGCUCAGUUUCGCGCCAGGGUGCUUCAGAGAUCAUGUAUGCUCCAAGGUCCAGGGACAGGUUUACCACCCCAUCUUUUAUGCAGCGGGACCGUUUCAGUCGCUUCCAGCCCACUUACCCUUACAUGCAGCAUGAAAUUGACCUUCCUCCCACCAUCUCCCUCUCUGAUGGAGAAGAGCCACCGCCGUACCAAGGUCCGUGCACCCUGCAGCUCCGGGACCCAGAACAGCAGAUGGAGCUCAACCGGGAAUCCGUCAGGGCACCGCCCAACCGAACCAUUUUUGAUAGCGACUUGAUAGACAUCUCGAUGUACAAUGGGGGCCCCUGCCCACCAAGCAGCAAUUCGGGCAUAAGUGCAACCAACUACAGCAGUAAUGGAAGGAUGGAAGGACCACCCCCGACGUACAGCGAGGUCAUGGGACAUUACCCGGGCUCCUCUUUUUUCCAUCACCAGCACAGCAACGCACCUCCUUCCUCGCAGAGGGGGAGCAGACUUCAGUUUCAGCAGAACAAUUCAGAGAGCACAAUAGUCCCCAGCAAAGGCCAAGACCGCAAACCAGGAAACCUGGUCUAAGUUAUUCGCCCAGGUGCAUUUGAACUGAAGACAAGAGAUUCAAGCAGGGUGGUGGAGGAAGACCCCCAUGCUCUGGUGCACAAUGUUGUUACGUUUCACGUGGUACAACUUAGUAAAACCAAACGUGCAAACCA
Molecule: messenger RNA, 884 nt
Organism: Pterocles gutturalis (yellow-throated sandgrouse)
Lineage: Eukaryota; Metazoa; Chordata; Aves; Pterocliformes; Pteroclidae
Product: low-density lipoprotein receptor class A domain-containing protein 4-like
Exons: 3
Coding region: 49-750 (233 amino acids)
Biological process (GO): negative regulation of transforming growth factor beta receptor signaling pathway
Cellular component (GO): early endosome membrane; Golgi membrane
Molecular function (GO): R-SMAD binding
Source: RefSeq, a predicted model, not a curated record